Erinaceus europaeus (western European hedgehog) is the source of this 2912-nucleotide messenger RNA. RefSeq names its product osteomodulin (gene OMD). The coding region runs from base 647 to 1918 and encodes 423 amino acids. Gene Ontology annotation, molecular function: protein binding. NCBI's taxonomy places the organism in Eukaryota, Metazoa, Chordata, Mammalia, Eulipotyphla, Erinaceidae. The record is from RefSeq and is a predicted model, not a curated record. The transcript has 5 exons.
UAGUUCUGUUUGCCUUUCCUAUUAGAGGAAAUUCUUACCACACCUCAAACCAAAAUUAAGGGAAAAAUCAAGAAGUAAAGCCACAUAAAUCCGACCAAAACAUAACCAUCUAAAUUUGAAUCCACAAAGUUUUGUAUAAUGAGAAGAAAUACAUAAUUUUAAUUGAACCCAAGUGUUUUUCAAGCAGAUUAUAUUUGCUUAAAUUGCUACAGUAAUUCAAGGGACAGCCUGUCUGGACACACAGUUACUGAGGAUUUUUAAGAGACACAGUUAAAGAAUUUAGGAAUUUCUGAUUCACUCACAGGAUUUGCAAAUUCAUCAACCCCUGAAAACCAAAGCAAACUCAACAGAACACAGAAAUCUUACAGAACCCCAAUUCCGGGGAUUUAAAUAAAGUACGGAGAGUCAGGCAGUAGUGCAGCAGGUUAAGCGCAUGUGGUGCGAAGCGUGAGGACCAGCAUAAGGAUCCUGGUUCUAGCCCCUGGCUCCCCACCUGCAGGGGAGUCAUUUAACAGGCAGUGAAGCAGCCUUUUCCUAAAGAACAUCCUCUUCCAUCUGAAUUGUUGUCCAGUUUUCAGACCAUGUCCCUAUACGCAUCUCACAAGACCCUCAACAGCUUUGUCAGAAGAAGAAGAACAACAACAACAUGGGCUUUUUAAGACCAGUAUGCGUCUGUUUCUUCUUUCUUGGAGUAAGCGUAUAUUGCCAAUAUGAAAGUUAUCAAUGGAGUGAAGAUUAUGACCAAGAGUCAGAUGAUGUCUACCAACCAGAAUUUCAGUUUCAUCAAAAUGUAGACUACGGAGUCCCUUAUCAUCAGCAUAUCUUAGGCUGUGCCAGUGAAUGUUUCUGCCCAGCUAACUUUCCAUUAUCAAUGUACUGUGAUAAUCGCCACCUCAAGGUGAUCCCAAAAAUUCCAGCCCACAUACAGCAAGUCUACCUGCAAUUCAAUGAAAUUGAAGCUGUAACUGCAGACUCAUUCGCUAAUGCAACUAAUCUUAAAGAAAUCAAUCUGAGUCACAACAAAAUUCAAUCUCACAAGAUUGAUCAUGGUGUGUUUGCAAAGUUAUCAAAUCUAUUACAACUUGAUCUACAGCAUAACCAUUUAGAAGAAUUUCCAUCUCCUCUUCCUAAAUCUCUGGAAAGACUUCUUCUUGGCUACAAUGAAAUCUCCAGGGUGCAGAAAAAUGCCAUGGAUGCAUUACCAAACCUGACCAUGCUUGACCUCUGCCAUAAUCAUCUGGAUGACUCUACACUAAAGGGAAACAUUCUUCCCAAAACAGAAAAACUAAUGCAACUCAAUCUGUGUCACAACAGAUUAGAAUCAAUGCCUCCUGGUUUGCCAUCUUCACUAAUGUAUCUGUCUUUAGAAAAUAAUUCAAUUUCUUCUAUACCAGAAAAUUACUUCAGGGAAAUUCCAAAACUUCAUGCUCUACGAAUGUCACACAACAAACUACAAGACAUCACGCAUAAUAUUUUUAAUGUUUCUGAUCUAAAAGAGCUCAAUGUUGGACACAACAGACUGAAGCAAGCAUUCUACAUUCCAAGAAAUUUGGAACAUCUAUAUCUAGAAAAUAAUGAAAUUGAAAACAUCAAUGUUUCUGUGAUGUGUCCAUCUAUUGACCCGCUCCAUCACCAUCACUUGACAUACAUCCGUGUGGAUCAAAAUAAGCUACAACAGCCAAUAAGCUCAUACAUUUUCUUCUGCUUUCCUCAUAUACACACUAUUUAUUAUGGUGAACAAAGAAGCACUAAUGGUCAGACGAUACAACUGAAAACCCAGGUUUUCAGGAGAUUUCAAGACGAAAGUGACAGUGAAGAUCAGGAUGAUCAUCAGGCAGGGACAGAACAAGAAGAAACUGAAGAAGAAAGCGUGGACCCUCAGUACUAUGGGAGUCAAGAAUGGCAAGGAAUGAUAUAAGUGUAUACUUCUAGCUUCACAAACACUAUUCAAUAUCAGUGUAACUAAGCAUGUAUACAUCACAGCGGUACGUCUAGAACUAUGUGUAUGAUGAAAGUAAAUGUGUCAGGAAAGUUUCUGCAUUUGAUAUAUAGGACUAGAAUCUACUCUGAAUGAAACAAACUUUUAGAAAUAUAAUUUAAGGGCUGGGGGAUGGGAGGCAGGUGGUGGCACAUCUGGUUGAGUGCACAGGUUACAAUGCAUAAGGGCCCAGGUUCAAGCCCCUGGCCACCACCACCUGUAGGGGGAAAGCUUCACAAGAGGUGAAGUUGUGCUGCAGGUGUCUCUCUGUCUUUCUCCCUCCUGGCUUGAUUUCUAUCUCUACCCAAAUAAAUAAAUAAAUAUUUUACCUUCCACCUUCUGCACCCCCCCAAAAUUUUUUAUCCAUACUCCCAGUGGGGGAGAAAUGAUAGGGGGAAGAUGACCAGAGGGUUCUGAACUCCAACUCCAUCAGGACUCAGAGAGAGGGGAGGAAAAAGGGAGGGACAUUUGGAUGUCGUGAUAGGUGUAUGUGUGACUUGGAAAGGAAGAGAAGAUGGGACUUUAAAAAAGGGGGGGGACAAAUCUAUACAAACAGACAGAUAGUUGUGGAGAUAAUAGUUACUCAUGUCUGCAACCUUGGGAGAAAUGCUGUCGCUUCCCAUGGAGGGGCUGGGGAUCCAGAACUCUGGUGGUGGGAAUGGUGUGGAGUUGUACCCCUGUUAUCUUAUAAUUUUGUAAGUCAAUAUUAAAUCACUAGUAAAAUAAAUAAAUAAAUAAAUGAGUAAAAUAAAAAUAAAUUAAGGGCUGGGGAAACAGUAUAAUGGUUAUGUAAAUUAUUCUUAUUCCUGAACUCAGCAGUCCCAGGUACAGUCCCCAGCACCACAAUAAGCCAGAGCUGAGUUGCAUUCUGGUCUCUGCAUAUCUUUCUCUCUGUAGCUCUAUCAUUAAAAAAUAAAUUAACUAUUGUAUUUAC